CGUCACUUUCACAUUGUCACCACGGCAGCCUUGCCCUGGUUCACCGGGACGGCCGUCAAUCCGCUCCUACGGGCGGCUUAUCUACACGAGAAAACUCGCCAACUCAAUACACCAGCAAAUCACUCAACGAAUGCCGUUUCCGAAUCUUGGGUAACGCUCGUCAUUCCGUGGCUGGAAUUGGUGGAAGACCAAGAAGAAGUCUACGGACGCGUCUUUCGGGUUCCACAGGAGCAAGAAACAUACAUCCGUGAAUGGUUGCGAUUAGAGGCGGGUCUCCCUGAUGCAGCCUGUCCGCAAAGCGGUUUGCGUAUGCUUUUCUACCCGGCACGCUAUCACUCUGGCUUGGGCAGUGUUUUCGCCAUGGGGGAUAUAAUGGAACACAUGGACCCGGCACGGAUGGACGUGUGCGUACUGGAAGAACCCGAGCACUGUAACUGGUAUCGUGCACCGGGAGAAGGCUGGACGAAGCGAUUCAAUUACGUUGUGGGGAUUGUUCAUACUAACUACAAAGAGUAUGCGAGUGCGCACUACUCGGGACUGUGGACGGCACCCGCGUUGGCGCUCAUGUCAUCCGCUAUGGUACGAGCGUACUGUCACAAAGUCAUCAAACUUUCGGACGCUCUGCAAACAUACGCGCCCGAAAAAGAAGAAACCUCCAAUGUACACGGCGUCCGGGAUGACUUUUUGAAGGAAGGGCGGCGACGGGCCUCUACCUACGCAAACGACACGAUGGCACUGGACGAAGUGCCGUCGGAAACGACAGUCUACUUUAUUGGAAAGCUGUUGUGGACCAAAGGUCUGGAUAUUCUACUCGAACUGGAAGAUGAUUACAAGCAGUACACGGGGCAAUAUUUCUCUAUUGACGUGUACGGAAGUGGUCCCGAUCAAAAGGAUAUCAUGCGUGCCUAUCUAGGCCGACGAAAGAGGAGCACUACAUUUCCAGGCCGCGUGGAUCACGCCAUUCUGACCGAACAGUACAAGGUCUUUGUGAAUCCAUCGGUAUCGGAAGUUCUUUGUACGACAACAGCAGAAGCGUUGGCAAUGGGAAAAUUUGUUAUUAUUCCCGUACAUCCAUCCAAUACUUUCUUUCUGCGCUUUCCAAAUUGCUUAGGCUAUCGCAAUCGUUUCGAGUUUGUCGCCAAUCUCCGUUGGGCGUUGACACACGAGCCCGACCCACUCAGCCCAGAGCUUGCGACCACAUUUUCUUGGGAAGCAGCGACUGAUCGCUUCAUACAGGCAUCGGCUAUUUCG
Messenger RNA from Phaeodactylum tricornutum CCAP 1055/1, 1251 nucleotides. RefSeq lists its product with no specific name. The record is from RefSeq and is a predicted model, not a curated record. Gene Ontology annotation, molecular function: digalactosyldiacylglycerol synthase activity. Lineage: Eukaryota; Bacillariophyta; Bacillariophyceae; Surirellales; Neidiaceae. The transcript has 4 exons. The annotation marks the transcript as partial.